This is a messenger RNA of Camellia sinensis, 612 nucleotides long. The record is from RefSeq and is a predicted model, not a curated record. NCBI's taxonomy places the organism in Eukaryota, Viridiplantae, Streptophyta, Magnoliopsida, Ericales, Theaceae.
AUGGAGUCCUCUAAGUUCACCACCCUCCUUCUCAUUUCCAUGCUCUUCAUCUUCUUAACCACCCCAAUCCUUGGUUGUGACGACUGUUCAAAACCCUCUCCAAGUUGUGACCACUGUUCAAAACCCCCUCCAAGUUGUGACCACUGUUUAAAACCCUCUCCAAGUUGUGACCACUGUUCAAAACCCUCUCCAAAACACAAAAAACCCAUUACCCUCCCACCCAUUGUUAAACCACCCAUCAACCUCCCUCCGGUGACUAACCCACUAACCACCACCAAGCCUUGCCCGCCGCCACCGGAUGCUCAGACAUGCCCAAUUGACACACUCAAACUUGGAGCUUGUGUGGAUCUUCUUGGUGGGUCGGUCCACAUUGGGCUUGGUGGGUUGGUCAACAUUGGGCUUGGUGGGUUGGUCCAUAUUGGGCUCGGCGACCCGGUGGCGGACCAUUGUUGCCCUGUGUUGCAAGGGCUGGUGGAGAUUGAGGCUGCAGUGUGUUUGUGUACUACUUUGCAGCUUAAGGUUCUUAACCUUAAUAUUUUUGUUCCACUGGCUCUUCAACUUCUUGUCACUUGUGGGAAGACACCCCCUCCUGGCUUCACUUGCUCUCUCUAG